Molecule: messenger RNA, 1389 nt
Organism: Folsomia candida
Lineage: Eukaryota; Metazoa; Arthropoda; Collembola; Entomobryomorpha; Isotomidae
Product: subtilisin BPN'
Exons: 4
Coding region: 1-1389 (462 amino acids)
Biological process (GO): proteolysis
Molecular function (GO): serine-type endopeptidase activity
Source: RefSeq, a predicted model, not a curated record
AUGAGUCCUCAAUCCAGGAGGAUCUCGCUGUGCAGCGUCACCCUAAUACUGGCAGCUUUCUGCAACUGUUCAAACUCCGCGCGCUCUGGAUCCAUUUGUACUCAGCUUUUAUUCAAAUUGAAGAAUGGUGACAAGGCCGACGUCAUGCUGGAGCUGCCCUCCCUUUUUAGUAAAGUUAUGCGCAAUCCAGCCUUAAAAUUUCUGAUCGGGGCUGCCAAAGCGGGUAUGAUGAAGGCCUUAAUGAAACAAGCCACCGCUGCGUCACAAGCACCCUUCAUGGCGGUCAUCAGAGGACUUGGAAUAUCCAAAUCAGCCACCCCAUUUUGGAUCUCGAACCACAUCGGUUUAAACAAUGUGGAUUUGAAAGCCGUUCGAAUUCUGGGAGCUCUCCCGGGUGUUUUCCACAUUCGAGAACAGUUUGUCGCCACGAUUGAUCCGGUAGAGGUUGGCAGUGAUCCCAUUCACAAGCGGGAAAUUCGACAAAUUAAGGCACAAUGGGGAGUUUCAAAGAUAGGAGCCCCGUCCGUAUGGGGGAAAACUAAGGGAGAAAAUAUCGUCGUGGCAACCAUUGAUAGCGGCGUGUAUGCUGGACACGAGGCUUUGAAAGAUAACUAUGCCGGCAAAUGGUUGGACGCUUCUGGAGAGAGUAAUUCGACCACACCAAUCGAUACGAACAAGUACGGUCAUGGGACCCACGUGAUGGGGAUCAUCUGCGGUCGGACGAAAGGAAUCGGCGUUGCCCCGGGUGCAAAAUGGAUAGCGUGCAAAGCAUUUCUAGCUAACGGGUCCAGCAAGGAAAUUGCUUUUAGGAUUUGUGGGCAAUGGAUCUUCCAGCAGAGGCCGCACAUCGUGAGCAACAGUUGGGUGGGUGGAAGUGGGAAUUCCGAGUUCGGUGAUAUCAUCCAAAGUUGGAGGGAGGUUGGAAUCAUCCCGAUUUUUGCCAUAGGAAAUCACGGCGACCUUUGUAGGAGUGCAGGUUCUCCAGGAGAUCAGCCAAAUGUUAUCUCGGUCGGGUCGACAAGCAUCAAUGAUACCAUGAGUAAAACUAGUGGGAGGGGUUUUGCUAAAAGUGGUGCUAUUAAACCGGAGGUAACUGCUCCCGGGGUGGACAUUUACUCUGCCUGGUUCGACAGCAAUAGAAAAACUAACCUUUACAGUGUCAUGUCGGGAACGAGUAUGGCCUGUCCCAAUGCUGGGGCGGUUGCUUUAAUGCUCUCUGCUAACCCGUCGUGGAAAUUUGAUGAUGUAUUGUCCGCGUUAAAAAAUACGGCAGACCGACCACCCGUGGAUGCCAAGGACUUGGCCUGUGGGAACACCACGACGUCAAAUUAUCCAAAUAAUGCUUUCGGAUGGGGUAGAAUUAAUGUUAAGAAGGCGCUUGGGAUGUAA